AUCUCUUUUAAUACCCUUCUUGUCUCUUGCUACAGUCCCCUAAUCUAUAGAUACACAAAUCUGUAUGUAUAGUUGUAUACCUACAGGUACACACUUCUGCGCGUAUUGCUGUGUUCACUGCAACACAAUCCCCAAAACUUCUCAGCUUUUGUGAAGAAAAGCCAAAAUCACAGGUUUUCUAGAGAGAGAUAGAGUUUUGAGAAUGGAGGUGGAAAUGGAGGAUGAUAGUAGUAGUGGUAAUGUCGCUGUGGAGUUUACGUUUACGGCUGUGGAAAUCGAUCUCGAUUACGAGUUUGAAGCUGCGCGGUUCUUUGAUUUUACAAGGGAGGAGUCGACGGUAGAAGCUCGUGAAGCUGAAAUGUGGUUUGAGUCCGUUGAAAGCUAUCCGCCUUCGCCAUUUGCAGUUAGAUUAAUUUCAAGAGAGCAAAAUGAAAAUGCCAACAUUCAUACAGAAUCAAAAGGUUUUAACACAAAUCAGUUGGAUAAUGUCUCUAAUGUUGUAAGAGCACAAGAGGGUUCUUCAAUGGCUUUGACCAAGACCAACACAGAUGGUGAUGUGGCGAAUGGGGGAGUUUCUUUGGACUUAAAAAGUUACUGUCUACAAACCUUCCAGAAGCAACAGCCUAGAAGAAAUGAUAAUUAUAAAUCUAAGAUAAAAUCAAAUUUGAAACCAAGUUUUCCAAGAACCUCAACUUUAAUGAAACCUACUGCAAGUCAAUUAGCUAAACAAAAUCAAGAACGUUUAAUGGAUCAUUCCAGGGUUCAAAAAUCGGGUAACAAUUCUAUAAAUGUAGAAGGUCAAGCAGCCAAAAGACAAAAGCUCGAGGGAGGCCUCUUGUGUAAGGUCACUGACACAAAGCAACAAGCUAAUUUUAUCCACAAGGCACCAAAAAAGGAAGGUGGCAUGGAUAGUAAGUUGCAUAUUACUGUUCCUAGACCACCUGAUCUUGCAACAGCUCAAAGGGCACAAAGGUCACAAAGGAUAAGGCAAAAGGGCGAUACUGGAAACGAAAAUGUGGCUUCAAGAGCUCAUGGGUUUAGAGCCCUUCCACUCAAUAGAAAAAUUUUUGAGACACCUUCAUUGUUACAACAAAAAAGAAGCACUCCUCAGUUACCAGAAUUUCAAGAAUUUCACUUGAAGACAACAGAGAGAGCUGCACAAAACACUGCUGCAGUUCCAUCAACUUCAUCAUACUGCAACAACUUAAAGGUACCACAGAAGCCUAGAUUUUCCUUUGCGACAGAAAGUAAACAAGAAGAUUGUGAAACAAUUUCCAGAUUUAAAGCAUUACCUCUCAACAAAAAAAUAUUUUCAAGUAAAGGAGAUCUAGGAGUUUUUAGAAGUAGCAAGAGGGAGACAACAGUAGCUAUGGUAGCAUUUAAUUUUCAAACUGAAAAAAGAGCUCAAAAUGCCCCACCAAUCGAUCUCUUUAACAAGCUCACAUUGGAUUCUGGUUCUGAAUUGAAUAGGCCUAGGCCUAGGGCUAGACAUCAGUCUAUUUUUAUGAAGGGUUCAAAAGAAAACAGAGUAUGCUCCUUUCAACAGCAAAGUGAGAUAGUAAACCACAAAAUGACAUCAUCAAAACAAGUUCAUUUUGACAGCAAUUCAGCCAUCACUGAAGGCAUUACUCCAUUUUCAACAAUUAGCAGAAAUUUGGGGAUUCGUUAACAUGAGGAUUGAUGAUCAAAAACCAACCAUGUCAUUGAUGGAAGAAGAAAGAUUAUGAUCGCGUGUUAAUAAAAUGUAAGAAAAACCAAAGAUGUACAGCUUUUGUUGGUUUCUUUCUAGUUUAAAAAAAUAUAAAAAAUGAUUUGAGAGCAUAUUUGUCUCAAAAAAGAAAGAAAAAUAAAGUGGAAUUAACUUUGCAUUCAGACAAAA
This is a messenger RNA of Lactuca sativa (garden lettuce), 1879 nucleotides long. RefSeq lists its product as uncharacterized. NCBI's taxonomy places the organism in Eukaryota, Viridiplantae, Streptophyta, Magnoliopsida, Asterales, Asteraceae. Gene Ontology annotation, biological process: activation of protein kinase activity; regulation of mitotic spindle organization; mitotic spindle assembly. Gene Ontology annotation, cellular component: spindle; nuclear microtubule. The record is from RefSeq and is a predicted model, not a curated record. Gene Ontology annotation, molecular function: protein kinase activator activity; microtubule binding.